AUGAUUCGCAACAACUGUGAUGGUAACUCGGCGACUCGUACAAGGUUAGAAUCGAUAUGUGGAAGUCUGUUCCCAAAAGGCAAUCGUGGGAUUGUCCCUAGAGAUGCACCUUUAAACAUCUUCGUCAAGAUAAUCCAUUUCAUCGCUCAACAGAAGCUGGACUUCGCUUUCAAGGAUGUGAUAUUCGAUCUCUUGGCUUGUAAUCGUUCGCAAAGGUCUCUUUAUCCUGAGAGGAUGAACAUAGGAAUUCGUGCUUUGAUGGUUAUUGCUGAUGGUCUCCAGCAGAAGGAUGAGCCGCCGGCAAUGCCCAAGUCAAUGGGUCCGUCAGCAAGCGGGACAAUGCAACGGUUGAAAAAGAAAACCUAUAUUACUCGCCCACUAACGGUUGAUAUUGCUAGGUCAAUUGGUCUUGACCAGUACUAC
Molecule: messenger RNA, 423 nt
Organism: Cooperia oncophora
Lineage: Eukaryota; Metazoa; Nematoda; Chromadorea; Rhabditida; Trichostrongylidae
Source: the annotation of a GenBank genome assembly